GUUCACGCAUGUGCUUUCGAAAAACAAUGUCUCCCCUUUUGUACAUCGUAUGAAUAGGUUGGCAUACGAAAUGAUGGAUUAUUAAUUUAGUGUAUGCUGUGUGGCAUUGAAUUUUAGAAAAAUUUUACAAGCCUGGUUUGAUAUUUUAUAUGUAUAACGUCGAGGAAAGUAUAUUUUAGUAACUAUUUUUCACAUCUCGCCGUUGAGUGGUGUCUUACAAAAUGAAACAAAUUCUGUGUGGCAAAAUAGGGGAUAGCAUUUUGCUGAUCUCAAAGUCAUCCAGAUAUCCACUGUCCAUAAUCAGUACAAGAAAAUUAAUGUCAUAUGGAAUGAGCAGAAUCUAUCGACCAUUAUUAGCCUCACCCCAUGUACGAUAUUUUGGAAACCCUAAUCGUGCAUACGCAAUGUUUAUUGGAAGAAUUUUGAGGGGUGCUUUAAAAAUUCGAUAUUUAUUAUUGGGUGGUGCAGUUGGUGGAGGAGUAACAUUACAAAAGAAAUAUGAACAAUGGAAAGAAGUUUUACCUGAUAUGAGUUGGUUAGAUGAUUUUCUUCCCCAAAAUAAAGAGUGGCAAAAUUUUCGUGGAACGCUAAUGACUGUUAAGGACUCUAUAGCAAAUAACAUAGAGAUUGAUCCACGUAUAAAGCAGUAUGGGGAAGCUAAGUAUAGAGAAUACAGAAACUGGUUUAAUCAGAGAUUGGAUGAUGCUAUCCAAGCAGCCAACGAUAAUGGAGAUGAUACAAGUGCAGCAGUAUCAUCAAAGAGUAUACUUUACGGUAUCACAGCAAUAGUAAAGCAACUUCACUCAGAAACGAAGGAUCAAUUUUUGAAUCGUACAGUAGCAUUCGCUAAGCCAUUAAUUGAUGAUAAUAUUGAAGAGGAACGUAAGAAAGCUCAAAACUCGCAAGAAAGAUUGAACGCUAUGCAAGAAGAAAUUAUGCAAAUGCAACUGAAAUAUCAACGUGAACUUGAAAGAUUAGAAAAAGAAAAUAAAGAGCUUCGAAAGCAGAUGCUUUUACGUGGUAAUCAGAAACUAAAAAACAGGAAAAUAAAAAAAUCUUUGAUAGACAUGUACAGUGACGUUCUAGAUGAACUUAGCGAUUACGAUAGUGCUUAUUCCACUGCAGAUCAUUUACCAAGAGUAGUAGUCGUUGGUGAUCAGAGUUCUGGUAAAACUUCGGUCCUAGAAAUGAUUGCUCAGGCAAGAAUAUUUCCUAGAGGAGGUGGUGAGAUGAUGACAAGAGCCCCAGUGAAAGUCACUUUAAGCGAAGGACCUUACCACAUAGCUCAAUUUAAAGACAGUUCCAGAGAGUUUGAUCUAUCGAAAGAAUCGGAAUUGGCUGAUUUGAGACGCGAAGUAGAGCUGCGCAUGAAGAAUAGUGUUAAAGAUGGAAAAACAGUCAGUCAGGAUGUUAUUGCAAUGACGGUGAAAGGACCAGGUCUUCAGCGAAUGGUUUUGGUUGAUUUGCCUGGAAUAAUUAGUACAGUUACAAUUGAUAUGGCAGAAGAUACUCGAGAUGCUAUUCGACAGAUGUCUCAGCAAUACAUGAGUAACCCAAACGCGAUUAUUCUUUGUAUCCAAGACGGUUCUGUGGAUGCUGAAAGAAGCAAUGUCACAGAUCUUGUCGCACACAUGGAUCCUUCAGGAAAACGGACUAUUUUUGUUUUGACAAAGGUAGACUUAGCAGAGAAAAAUUUGGCCGAUCCGGAUCGUUUACGUAAAAUACUAUCUGGUAAAUUAUUUCCUAUGAAAGCAUUAGGCUACUUCGCUGUGGUCACUGGUCGUGGAAGACAGGAUGACAGCAUAGAAACGAUUAGAGACUAUGAAGAAAAAUUCUUUCGAAAUUCGAAGUUGUUCAAGGAUGGUUUAGCGAUGUCUGGACAGGUGACUACAAGAAAUCUGAGUCUCGCAGUCGCAGAAUGUUUUUGGAAAAUGGUUCGUGAAACAGUGGAGCAGCAGGCUGAUGCAUUUAAAGCCACGAGAUAUAAUCUUGAAACGGAAUGGAAAAAUAAUUUCCCAAGGCUGAGGGAAUUAGACCGAGACGAACUCUUUGAAAAAGCACGAGGCGAGAUACUGGACGAAAUUGUAAACCUAUCUCAGAUUUCACCGAGACAUUGGGACGAACUACUAACGAUUAAAAUAUGGGAUAAAGUUAGUACGCACGUGUUCGAAAAUAUCUAUUUGCCGGCCGCUCAAACUGGAAACUUAGGUACAUUCAAUACGACCGUUGACAUAAAACUUCGACAGUGGACUGAGCAACAAUUGCCAUCUAAGAGUGUUGAGAGUGGCUGGGAAUGUUUGCAACACGAAUUCCAGCAUUUAAUAAAUGAAGCGAAGUUGAAACCCAACCACGAUAAGAUAUUCGACAAUUUGAAGAACGCAGUGAUCAAUGAGGCGAUGAGACGAUAUUCCUGGGAAGAGAAAGCGUGUGAAAUGUUACGGGUCAUACAACUGAACGUCUUGGAAGACAGAAACGUGAAUGACAAAAGAGAUUGGGACCAGGCAGUGCGUUUUUUGGAGACGUCUAUUCGGGAUAGAUUGCAAGCAACUGAACAGGUUUUGCGAGAAAUGUUAGGACCUGGCCGUACAGAGCGUUGGCUUUAUUGGCAGAGUCAAACCGAAGAACAACAGAAACGUUUGUCGGUGAAGAAUGAGUUAGAUCAAAUUCUGUACGUGGACAAAAGGCACGCAUCCACUCUCACGCAGGAUGAGCUUACAACAAUCAGAAAGAAUUUGCAACGCAAUGGCCUACAGAUUAAUAAUAAAUUUAUUCAGGAAACAUGGCAUCCUGUUUACAGAAGGUUCUUCUUGCAGCAGAGUCUGGCCAAAGCGUACGAUUGUAGAAAAGCAUAUUAUCUAUACCACACCGGACACGAGCAAGAAGUGGAGUGUCACGGCGUGGUGUUGUUCUGCAGAAUUCAGCAGAUGCUGAAAGUCACUGCCAAUGCACUACGACAACAGAUCAUUAACCGUGAAACUCGUAGACUUCAUAAAGAAUUAAAAGAGGUGCUGGAGGACUAUAGUCAGGAUAAUAGUAUAAAGAAGCAAUUGUUGACUAGUAGAAGAGUCACAUUAGCCGAAGAACUCAAACGUGUCAGACAAAUUCAAGAGAAGUUGGAGGAAUUCAUUCAGGCGCUGAAUAAAGAGAAAUGAAGAGAAUGAUUUGGAGAUGUAGAUAUUCGAAACCAGAUCCAUAUGGUAUGUGAUAAAUGAUAACAGCCCUGGUGGUUGAAGCGCGAAUGCUUAGAUAUUAAAUACAUCUUGUUACUGAACGAUGGAGUAUCGGUAUAGAAUAACCACUAGUCGUCAGUUUUUAUGAGAUAUUCUGUAUCCGAGGGACAUCGUUUCAUAUGCAUCCCAUUCUCAAUAUUUAAAUGAUUUAAAAAUUAUAUAUUCGUUCGACAAAGGUUCUCUCGUGAGAAAAGCUGAUGCUGAUCGUACCGAAAUAAUGGUAAACAUUUCUAAAGUAACGCAUAAUAUACGUAUUAUACAGCGCACAUGUAUAAUAGCAUGUCGAGUGUAAAUAGUAGUCCUCACACAUCUGACAGACAAUUAAUGUGAAAACAAUAGCGGUCAAUUUGCAUUUUGUACAUAUUGUUUCUAUGCAUACAUGGAAUGAAUGGAACAAACGUUGUACGGAUAGGAAAUCUAUUGAAAUAAAGGAAUGGAACAGAUAAUUAA
Messenger RNA from Megalopta genalis, 3680 nucleotides. RefSeq names its product Opa1 mitochondrial dynamin like GTPase (gene Opa1). Gene Ontology annotation, biological process: peroxisome fission; endocytosis; intracellular distribution of mitochondria. Gene Ontology annotation, molecular function: microtubule binding; GTPase activity; GTP binding. NCBI's taxonomy places the organism in Eukaryota, Metazoa, Arthropoda, Insecta, Hymenoptera, Halictidae. Gene Ontology annotation, cellular component: cytoplasm; mitochondrial membrane; mitochondrial intermembrane space. The record is from RefSeq and is a predicted model, not a curated record.